AAUGAAGCGUGGCUAAUUAACUUUCCUAGAGAAAUAGAGUGAAACGUUCUGCGAGACACGUCUCCUCGCGCAUACGAUUAUAAUCUAUAAUUGACGCCUUUCUACGGCGGAAUAUUCCUUUAAUAUUUCUUCGUCCUUGUUACGUGUCCCAAGAUCAAAGUAUCGUAUGUAUUUCGACAAACGAAUAUUAUCUUGACCGCGAAGAAACGGUAACGCUGGUGUUUAUAAUCUUUGCUUCGUUAAUCGUACACCGUACUACUGUCAGACGAAUAGUUUCCAUCGAGUCGGGAAAAGUUGUCAUCGAGAGAAAUUCAGUUUCUCAUUCUUCUCGACCGAUACUCGACGACGCGAACUUUGUGUAUUUUUCAUUUAUUUUAUUCGAGGUUCUAUUCGAUCGCUUGCAUAUGUGUAAAAGUGGCCAACAUAUAUUCGAUUAUUGUACAUUAAAUUACGUUGUACGCAAUACAUGGAUUUCGCUUUAAUACGAAUAUGCGCAUACCCUUUUCGUUCUAGGAAACUUAUAGGAAUGUCCUUCUUUGGCUGGAAAGGGAACAGUUGUUCCGACAGUACUGAACAUACAGGACGUAAUUUACAGGAUGGCCUUUUUCAAAUCGCUUCUCAAGCUUGUCACAUCUUGGUACAAGUGAAUAAUACACACAACGUUUCGUACGGCGGCAACAACGACGUGAGGAACAUCGCAUACUCGAAAUGUUCGAUGAAAGACGAGGAUCCGAUUAAUCCGACAAAUUCGAGCGUGAGCCAAGGGACCGCUUCCACGCUGAAAUCCUAUACAAAAUACACGAAGGAAGCGGCGAAAGAUCAAGACGUGGUCGUUCUGUUGCCACAUCGAAGGAAUAGGACGCCUCUCGUGAAACAGAAACUGUCUACAGUUUCUGAAAACGCACGGCUGGAAAGAAAUUCUGGUUGCAAUACUGGCAGCGGUGCCGCUGCUACCCACACCAACAACCUUCCCGAUGACGAUUUCGACUUAUGGGAUCAAUCUGGCUUUAUGCUGCGAAACGACGCUGACGAUUCCGUAGCGAACGGCAAAUGGGGAGGAGCGCAAGGAUGGUGCAGACCGAGUUGCAUUCCAAUCACUGUCAUCUUAAUUUUGAUAGUGUUGGUCGUUUUGUUGCCAUUGUUGGAUCAUGCGGCGGACAAGUACGGCUCGAACAGCACUAGUUUCGGUUUCAAUUCGAGUUGCAUGGACGGCUGCGAUAUAUCGUUCGUGGAAAGUUUACCGGUUGGGAUGAAUUACACCGACGACGAUCCGUCUCUUCGGAGCACGUACGAUGCUUGGCUGAAGUUGAUUUUAUUGGCGCGAGAAAAGAUCGAAAUAGCUUCGUUCUAUUGGACUUUGAGGAGAGAAGAUGUAUAUCCGGACGAUACUGCAAAGCAGGGUGAAGAGAUAUUUCGCAUGCUCCUCGAAGCGGGCAAGGAUCGCAAUAUUCUGUUGCGUAUAGCGCAAAACAUGCCGUCCCACGUUAGCCGAAACAUCGAUACGGAAAUCUUAAUGAAAAAGGCGAACGCCAAGGUGAAGAGUUUAAACUUUGCGGCAUUGUUGGGCGCAGGUGUGUUACACACGAAAUUAUGGCUCGUCGAUAGAACGCACGUGUACGUUGGUUCGGCGAACAUGGACUGGCGGUCACUGACACAAGUGAAAGAACUCGGCCUGGUUGCUUUGAAUUGCAGUUGUUUGGCAAACGACUACGCCAAGAUUUUCGACGUUUAUUGGACGGUAGCGGAAGACGGUAGAAUACCGUCCAUCUGGCCCGACUCGUUUAGCACGAGCAUCAAUUUGAAUAAUCCAAUCAACUUUACGUCGAGGAACAACAAGUAUCGAACGUUCGUCGCGAGUUCACCUCCACCUUUCUCGCCAAAGGGUAGAACGGACGAUAUUAAUGCUAUUCUGUAUUGCAUAGAGAAGGCGGAGAAAUUUAUUUAUAUCGCGGUAAUGGACUACUUUCCUUUGACGAUAUAUACCGCUAAAAUCACGUAUUGGCCGGUAAUAGACGACGCUUUGCGAACUGCAGCCAUCGAACGGAAAAUUCAAGUACGUCUAUUGAUCUCCUCCUGGAAGCAUUCGAGCAAAUCCGAGACUCCUUUCCUGAAAUCACUGGUCGAGCUGACUGGCAGUUACCCAGGCGUCAAGAUCGAAGUGAGGUUCGUAGUCCCCACUAAUCCCGAUUUCGAUAAAAUUCCAUUCGCGAGAGUGAAUCACAACAAAUACAUGGUAACAGAUACUGCCGCGUACAUAGGAACUAGCAAUUGGUCCGGUGAUUACUUUACAAACACUGCAGGUAAUUAUCCCAUUUGUCGCGUCCCAGUAGCGUUUCCAGAUGACUUUGCGAUGUCUAGACGCGCAGAAUUCCGUCCAUGUCAUGUUACAGGUGUCGGGACGGUAUUUGAAAGUAUCGGCGAUGAAACGUCGGAUAAUCUCAGGCAACAAUUGGAGAAGAUUUUUCAUCGCGACUGGUACUCGGAGUAUACUUGCGCCUUAAAUAAAAGCUUACCAAACGAGAGACAAUCGACGAAUACCAUUCGAGAUGAUUACUUCUCGCGAUCAUCGAGCUAUAUAGUAGCGCGACAACGAUGACUCGGUUAAGAAGAAUUCGACCAAUCGCAAAAACGAAAAUCAUUUCUGACUGGUUAGCAUCUCGACUCGGAGUUUUUAAAUGUCACGUCUCUCGUCAUUCGCAAACUCGAAUUUUUUUUCCUCUUCUACGAAACACUUGGUUACGGUUGUCCGAACUCUGCAAAUAUCGCCUUCGAGCCGACGUUUUAUUUGUUCCGCGUGCGUUCCAC
Nomia melanderi (Alkali bee) is the source of this 2805-nucleotide messenger RNA. The record is from RefSeq and is a predicted model, not a curated record. Lineage: Eukaryota; Metazoa; Arthropoda; Insecta; Hymenoptera; Halictidae.